UCUUACCCCGCGCGGUGCAUCUCUUUGCGGACUCCGUGGAGGCUCGGCGCUGCGGCGGACUCCGGCGGUGGGCGGGCUUCCGCGCAGGGCGGCCGGGCUCCGCGCUGCCGCCGCCGUGGCCCAUGGGCACAAUCGUCUCGGAAGGCCGGCAUUAAACCAAAAAGAUGUCCCUAUAUGAUGACCUGGGAGUGGAGACCAGUGACUCAAAAACUGAGGGCUGGUCCAAAAACUUCAAGCUUCUGCAGUCCCAGCUCCAGGUGAAGAAGGCGGCGCUCACUCAGGCCAAGAGCCAAAGGACCAAGCAAAGUACAGUGCUUGCUCCGGUCAUCGACCUAAAGCGAGGCGGCUCCUCAGAUGACCGGCAGAUUGCAGACACACCACCUCACGUGGCAGCUGGGCUGAAGGACCCUGUGCCCAGUGGGUUUUCUGCAGGGGAAGUUCUGAUCCCCUUAGCUGAUGAAUAUGACCCUAUGUUCCCUAAUGACUAUGAGAAAGUGGUGAAGCGCCAGAGAGAAGAGCGACAGAGGCAGCGGGAGCUGGAAAGACAGAAGGAAAUAGAGGAAAGAGAAAAGAGACGUAAAGACAGACACGAAGCCAGUGGGUUUUCAAGACGACCAGACCCAGAUUCUGAUGAGGAUGAAGAUUAUGAGCGAGAGCGGAGGAAAAGAAGUAUGGGAGGAGCUGCCAUCGCCCCACCAACGUCUCUUGUAGAGAAAGACAAAGAGCUACCCCGGGAUUUUCCUUAUGAAGAGGACUCAAGACCGAGAUCACAGUCUUCCAAAGCUGCUAUUCCUCCCCCCGUGUAUGAGGAGCCAGACAGACCAAGAUCUCCAACAGGCCCCAGCAACUCCUUCCUUGCUAACAUGGGUGGCACAGUGGCUCAUAAGAUCAUGCAGAAGUAUGGCUUCCGGGAAGGUCAGGGACUGGGGAAACACGAGCAAGGGCUGAGUACUGCACUGUCUGUGGAGAAGACCAGCAAGCGUGGCGGCAAGAUCAUUGUGGGGGAUGCGACAGAGAAGGGCGAGGCUCAGGAUGCAUCCAAGAAGUCGGAUUCAAAUCCAUUAACUGAAAUUCUUAAGUGUCCUACUAAAGUGGUCUUGCUGAGGAACAUGGUUGGUGCGGGAGAGGUCGAUGAGGACUUGGAGGUUGAAACCAAGGAAGAAUGUGAAAAAUAUGGCAAAGUUGGGAAGUGUGUGAUAUUUGAGAUUCCUGGUGCCCCUGAUGAUGAAGCAGUAAGGAUAUUUUUAGAAUUUGAGAGAGUCGAAUCAGCAAUUAAAGCUGUUGUUGAUCUGAAUGGGAGGUAUUUUGGUGGACGGGUGGUUAAAGCAUGUUUCUACAACUUGGAUAAAUUCAGGGUCUUGGAUCUAGCAGAACAAGUUUGAUUGUAACUUAAAGUCACCUCCUUGAUCCUUACAUGAGCUACAGACUGAACAAUGACACAGGCAUGGCUGUUGUGUCCAUGGUUGGUGGACACUGAAACUCUUGGAUGGACUUCUAAAAUAUAUGUUGAUGGAUCCCUUUUUUAUUUUGUGUUUUUUUUAAUAUAGUAUAAAAAUCCUUUAAAAAUC
Molecule: messenger RNA, 1568 nt
Organism: Mus caroli (Ryukyu mouse)
Lineage: Eukaryota; Metazoa; Chordata; Mammalia; Rodentia; Muridae
Gene: Rbm17
Product: RNA binding motif protein 17
Biological process (GO): mRNA cis splicing, via spliceosome; alternative mRNA splicing, via spliceosome
Cellular component (GO): precatalytic spliceosome
Molecular function (GO): RNA binding
Source: RefSeq, a predicted model, not a curated record